CGGCACCCCCGAACCCCCCCCGGGCACCGGGCGGCCCCGUCCCCGCCGGGGGCUCCAUGCGAGCCCAGCCCCGAUGGCCGCGGUCGGACAGGAGGAUGCGGGGCCGGGAUCGCGAUCGGGGCCGGGAUCGGGAUCGGCCCCUUCCAGCGGCGCCGCCUCGGACGAUGAGAUCGCGACGAGCGACAGCGGCGACAGCUGCGACAGCGGCGGCAGCGGCGGCGGCAGCGCGGGGCCCCCGUCCAUCCUGCGGCGCUCCCGCGCGCGCCGGGCCGGGAAGCGCGUGCGCUUCGCCCAGGUCACCGUUUACUACUUUGCCCGGCGCCAGGGCUUCACCUGCGUGCCCAGCGCCGGGGGCAGCUCCCUGGGCAUGGCCCCCAGGCACCACCGCGCCCGCAGGUACAGCCUCAGCCAGUUCGCUCACCUGCGCCAGGUGAGCCACCGGCAGCACCUGCGGCAGCACCUGCGCAGGGAGAAACUGCGAGCCAGGAGGAGGGAGCUGACCCAGAACGGGACGGUGCCGUCGGCCGAGGCGGCGGGGCUCACCCUGGCAGACGUGUCAGACGAUGACCUGGACGUGGGGCAGGUGGAGGUGGGCGAUUAUUUCUACCUGCAGCCCCUGCCCACCAAGCGGCGCCGGGCGCUGCUGCGCGCCUCGGGUGUGCGCAGGAUCGACGCCGAGGAGCGCCAGGAGCUGCGGGCGCUGCGCCUGUCCCGGGAGCAGUGCGGCUGCCUGUGCCGCCUGACCUGUGAGCCACGCACCUGUGCCUGCAGCCAGGCGGGCAUCCAGUGCCAGGUGGAUCGCUCCUCCUUCCCCUGCGGCUGUUCCCGGGACGGCUGCGGGAACGCGUCCGGCCGGAUCGAGUUCAACCCCCUGCGCGUCCGCACGCACUUCCUGCACACCCUGAUGAAGCUGGAGCUGGAGAACCGGCGUGAGGAGGAGAAGGAGGAGGGAGCAGCAGCCCCCCCUGGGCCCAGCUGGCCGCCCCCACAGCCCCCUGAGACUCAGGACUUCCAGGAGUACCUGGCGGAGAACGAGCGCGCGGUGCUGCACCUGCAGACGGCCGAGGAGCUGGACAGGCUGAAGGCUGAGGAAGACUCUGGAAGCGCCUCUGGGGGAGAGGGGGGUGGGGUGUGUGUGCUGGGGGAGCACCUGGAUGACACCUGGCAGGUGAAAGCUCCCCCCUGCUCCGGGCUCAGCUCCAGCAUCCUCAUCCCAGCCCAGUUCCCGCUGGAAUCGUCGGUGCUGUGUUACCCCCCGGGGCAGCCCCAGGGGAGCUCCCAGCCUUACCUGGCUGAUUCACCUGGGCUCUACUGCCAGCUGGAGCCACGGGCAGCUGCCAAGGGGGAGAGUGGCCACUUGGAGCAUCCCCCUGCUGCUUCCAGCCCCCCUGGGAAGGAGCUGGGGGUGCCACCUGUCCCCGCUGCUGUGAGCAAGGGAGGAGCACCUGAGAAUCUGCCCGAGCACCUGGAGCACCCCCACCUGCCUAUAUGAGUGGCCUCAGGCCCUCUGGCUCUGUUAUUUAUUCCAUGGAUUGAUUAUUUAAUUGCUGGGGGCUGCUCUGGACAGAAAAUUUACCUGGCCCAGGGUGAGGAGUGCUUCACUCACCUGGCAGGGACUCACCUGAGCUGGAGCCUCCUGGAUCCUCCCUGUUCUCCAUCCCACCUGGCAGAGAUCACCUGUGCCAGGACUCACCUGAGCUGGAGCCUCCUGGAUCCCAUGGCAGCUUUGUCCCCUCCUGGCUGCCUCCACUUUCCUUGUUUCUAAGGGAAAAAACCUUUUUUCCCUAAUUUUUGUUUGUUUCAU
Molecule: messenger RNA, 1804 nt
Organism: Catharus ustulatus (Swainson's thrush)
Lineage: Eukaryota; Metazoa; Chordata; Aves; Passeriformes; Turdidae
Gene: CSRNP2
Product: cysteine and serine rich nuclear protein 2
Exons: 5
Coding region: 74-1492 (472 amino acids)
Biological process (GO): regulation of transcription by RNA polymerase II
Cellular component (GO): nucleus
Molecular function (GO): sequence-specific DNA binding; DNA-binding transcription factor activity, RNA polymerase II-specific
Source: RefSeq, a predicted model, not a curated record